UUAAUUUUUGUCUCGCAAUCCUGGUCAGUCAGAAAACCAUUUGUGCAUGAUCAUUCUACUCUCAAGCCAUGCUAGCAUCGCCCAUUUGGCCACCAGCCACAACCUAUGUCACGAUAUUGAUUACUAUGAGCAUAGCCGUGGCUGACUGUUAUCAUGGGGGUCGCCUUUUCAUAAGGCAAGUUCGAAUAUGAUGAUAUUAAAUGAAGCUAUAAAAGUCUGUUGAAGAACAGUGGUUUCAAUAUGUAUUAUCAGCAUUAACAUUUUACAUUUACAACACCUGACUUUACUAUAUAUACCCAUCAUCUAAGCGCACUGUCCCUGAGCAUCUCCCAUCUUUUACUAUUUUAUACAAAGUUUCCUCACCUUCCCACGUCCACAAAAGAUCCAGUGAUGGAUAAGAGCAAUGUUUUGCUGGCCAUGGCCAUGAUCGGCUGCGUUUUUCCCACCGCCGUGCUAUCGCGACCUUUGGAACCCUCGACGCGUGAAUUUUCCACAUCACGCAUUUUGCCAAGAGGCACGAAGAAAAUCCCCAGCGUAUGUAAUAACAAGCUAGGGAUGCCAAAUCUCAACUUCCCUUCGACCACGGAUCUCCUCCGAUUACACCCGGAUACGGUUACUUACGGCUACAUGGCGAAUGAGGUGAUACUUCGACCUUUGAACGUCCAGGAAAGGGAAGAUCUCCGAGAUGCGGACCAGAAUGCCAUUGCAUCUGAGCACGUUGAGGAGGUUGAGGAACUUACGGGCCCAGCCGGCUUCAUGAACGACCUGCCGAAGCUAUUUCCCGGUACCAACAUUGCUGGUACAGGCAAGGACAUAUGCUCGUACCUGGCGAUGUUCUGGACCAAUGAGAUUGCGCAAUUGAUAGUGAACUCGUUCCCAAACAACCAACAACACACAAAGGAGCUUGUUUUGUUAACAAAGCCGGUCAACACGCAAAAAAUGGUAAUUAUGAAUCCAGAAAAUGCAAACGCUCUCGCUACCAGCAGGGGUGAAAACGCAGCAAAAACUACGGAUAAAUUCCCAGAUACAAUUAUUCCUCUUGUGGCAAGCUUUGAUUAUAUAUUAAAAUUUGUAAGGGACAUUCUCUUGGUCCAGAACGAUCGAAUUGGUACCAACUUACAAGCAGCGGACAUGAAAAUAGCAUCGAUGCCGAUGCCAGGCAGAGCUAAGACAUCCGAACGGAGAGAAGUUUUGAACCUGAGAAAGGAGUGGUUGCAAUGGCAUGCCAAAAAGCUGACGGCUGCUGGUGACAAAGGGCUACAAAGCAUCCAGGCUUGGGCCACUGCCUUUAAAGUCACCCCAACGAUCACUGGAAGCACCAUUACAAACGCCGUUGAAAAAGGCGGCUUGCCCCAAGGUGUAAGCCCCGAUAUGCAGCAGCUAAACACCGGUCAAAAGCGACCGAACAUAGCCUCGGCUGCAAGCAAUGAGGCAAUGCAGCCCUUGCAAAAGAAUGCCAAGAUUACUCCCGGAUCGGUAGCCCAGAACAGGAUGGAACUGCUUGGCGCUUAUCUGAUGGAAAAAGAGAAGGGUUAUGACUGGAUCACCAGAACCAAGAACAAGUGGGCCCUGAUGGUUAAACAGGCUCAAAUGGGACAGGUUGGACGGCUGGCCAACACCGGCGUUGGCGCAGUAAUGGCAGUGAGUCACGCUCAAACUCUGGCGACCAAGGAGGCACAAGCGGGAGGCUCCGGGAGACCGAGUUCCGCUGGUUCCGCUGGUUCCGCUGGUGCCGCUGGUAGACGCGGCAGCACUGGCUCUGGUGGCCCGCAGCAAUAAUUGGUUUUUUUUUUUUUUUUGAAAUUUUUUGUACUGAGAAAAAGCAUAUAUAAGAUUUGGGA
Pyricularia grisea is the source of this 1841-nucleotide messenger RNA. RefSeq lists its product as uncharacterized. NCBI's taxonomy places the organism in Eukaryota, Fungi, Ascomycota, Sordariomycetes, Magnaporthales, Pyriculariaceae. The transcript is spliced from 5 exons. The coding region runs from base 391 to 1779 and encodes 462 amino acids. The record is from RefSeq and is a predicted model, not a curated record.